AUGGAGAAUUUCACAGUAUUCAACGAGACUCUGGGAACUUGGACUGACCGCAGUGUCGAAUACAAGGCGAUCAGCGUCCUCAUAGUUUUCUUCAUAUGCGCUCUCGGGAUAGUUGGAAACGUGAUGGUCAUCCUGGUGGUUCUCACCACCAAACAUAUGCGGACCCCGACCAAUGGCUAUCUGGUUAGUUUGGCUGUCGCAGACCUGAUGGUGUUGAUCGCAGCCGGUCUGCCGAGCAUUGCGGACAGUUUGUUCGGUUCAUGGAUUUUUGGGCACGCGGGGUGCUUGUGCAUCACAUACUUUCAAUAUCUAGGAAUCAACGCAUCCUCGUGCUCCAUAACAGCGUUCACUAUAGAGCGAUACAUCGCCAUAUGUCACCCGAUCAAAGCGCAGUUUUUAUGCACGCUCUCGCGCGCGAAGAAGAUUAUUUUUGGAGUUUGGGUUUUCACAUCGCUUUACUGCGUAAUGUGGUUUUACCUAUCCGAUAUCCAACAGGUGCUCUACAGAGAUGUCACUAUAAUAACGUGCGCUUACAAAGUGUCCAGAAACCUUUACCUGCCCAUAUAUUUUUUCGAUUUUGGCAUAUUUUUUGUUCUGCCGCUUACUCUUGCUACUGUCCUGUACGGCCUCAUUGCGAGAAUCUUGUUUCUUAAUCCUCUUCCGUCGGACAAGAACGGGCAAGACAACUUCUCCAAAGCCCAAAAGAACAAGAUAAAGAAUUCCAGCCGCUGCUCCAGCACGACUGCAGCAUCCAGAAGACAGGUUACAAAAAUGCUGGCAGUGGUGGUCAUUCUGUUCGCUGUGCUUUGGAUGCCAUACCGCAGUCUGGUGGUAGUGAACUCUUUCCUGCAAGAGGCCUACCUGGAUACCUGGUUUCUGCUGUUCUGCCGCACAUGUGUCUACCUCAACAGCGCCAUUAACCCUCUUAUCUACAACGCUAUGUCUCAAAAGUUCCGCGCCGCCUUCAGAAGGCUCUGCCACUGUGGACGCAAUGCCCAGGCUAACAAGGCAGCCUAUAGUGUGGCACUAACUUACAGUGUUGCCAAGGAAACGUCAACGGUGGAAAGCACAGGGCAUUUUUCAACAGAGAUAGAUGAUCUGACACCGACAGACGAGCUGUUUCCUGAUAAGAAGCUUCUGUAUCCAGGGGACUGUGACUUUAGGAAGGAGACAUUCAGUCAGGCCUGAUAAACUCACAACAGCUACACACAUCAUAAAUCUCUGAAUACUGGCGGUCUAACGUAACAUUACACAUUGACCUGCAGGGACAGAACUUUGAAAGUUUCACUUUAUCUUUAUUUUUAAAAAGUCAUG
This is a messenger RNA of Sinocyclocheilus grahami, 1314 nucleotides long. RefSeq names its product thyrotropin-releasing hormone receptor-like. The transcript has 2 exons. Gene Ontology annotation, molecular function: thyrotropin-releasing hormone receptor activity. Gene Ontology annotation, biological process: phospholipase C-activating G protein-coupled receptor signaling pathway. Gene Ontology annotation, cellular component: membrane. Bases 1 to 1188 code for a protein of 395 amino acids. The record is from RefSeq and is a predicted model, not a curated record. NCBI's taxonomy places the organism in Eukaryota, Metazoa, Chordata, Actinopteri, Cypriniformes, Cyprinidae.